Molecule: messenger RNA, 1359 nt
Organism: Anastrepha ludens (Mexican fruit fly)
Lineage: Eukaryota; Metazoa; Arthropoda; Insecta; Diptera; Tephritidae
Exons: 4
Coding region: 807-1307 (166 amino acids)
Source: RefSeq, a predicted model, not a curated record
GAUAGUGAGUUGGUCACAUAUUAUUUAAAAAAAAGGUUAAGGGAAAAUAAAAUAAUUUUAAGCGUUACUGCCAAUUUAAUGCGUUCGCAAAGUGUAUGGUCUUUGGUAUGGUAAACAGAUUUAUCAUACAUUAUUUGUGUAUAAUGUACAUGUAUAUUUUAGGAACAUUCCAGUACCUUUUGGGAAGUAGACUGCCAGAGUAAUGGGGACAAGUUUUUCAAAGAUAAUUUCCGAAUGGAAAGAUCCUGCUUUGAAAAAUUGUGCAGCAAACUUGAAAAAAUAGCCAAAAGAAAAACGAACUAUCGAAACCCGAUUUCACUAAAAAAGCGCGUGGCAAUUGCUCUGUAUGCACUAGGAUCUUCUAGUGAAUACAGAUCAAUUGGACAUUUGUUUGGAGUAGGCAAAGCAACUGUUUGCAAAAUACUCAUCGAGUUUUGCAAUGAAGUUGGGACAUCUUUGGCUCCAAUAUAUUUGAAAAAUUUUCCACUGACAAGGGCGCAAAUUGAGCAAUAGAUGGAUGUCAUAUUGAAAUUCAUCCAAGAAAGGAAGAAGCCAUUGAUUACUACAACUACAAAGGGUGGUAUUCCGUAGUACUAUUGGCUUUGGUAGACGCAAAAUAUAGAUUUGUUUAUAUACAUUGCGGCAGUCCUGGAAGAUGCAACGACUCCGGAAUUUUUGAAAAAUCAUCGCUAAAGCGCGAGUUGCAAAGUUGUGCACUUCUUGAUGAAUUGAGCUUGCUGUAUGGAUCCACAAAAAUACCAGUCCAUAUUAUAGGGGACUCUGCUUUUCGUCUCUCUCAGCAUUUAAUGAAGCCAUAUCCGCAUAGUGUGACCAAUACACCCGAACCAAAAAAAUUCAACUAUAGAUUGUCUAAGUGCCGGCGUGUUGUGGAAAAUGCUUUUGGCCAUUUAAAAGCCCGAUUUAGGAGAAUUGGAAAAGGCGUGGAUAACCACAUCAAAAAUGUAAACACAGUUAUUUCAUGUGCAUGUGUUUUACAUAAUUUUUUGAUUGCUGAGAAGGAUUUAAUUUUGGAAAAUUGGCGAGUGGAAAUGCAUCGCGAUUCCAGGCGCAAUAUUCAAUACGGCACCAAUGCAGUUGACCGAUCUGAAGGAGAAUCGAUAAGAAAUGCGUUAAAGGAAUAUUUCAGUGCGGAAGCUUCGUUCAGUGCUGGAGACGAUGGUGGCGAAAAUGAAAACGAAGCAGACGGAGCAGCUGAAAAUGAGGAGCAUGAAGGUGAUAUCGGCGAAUUUGGUGGAGCUGGCGAAGCAACCGAAUCAGGCAUGCCUACAUAUAUAAAUAGAAAUUAACAUUAUACAAUUAGAUGUAAAUACAAAUAAAAUUACAUAUAUAAAUAAAAGA